Messenger RNA from Aspergillus lentulus, 2319 nucleotides. NCBI's taxonomy places the organism in Eukaryota, Fungi, Ascomycota, Eurotiomycetes, Eurotiales, Aspergillaceae. The record is from RefSeq and is a predicted model, not a curated record.
AUGCCUCAAUUCCUUCUUUUCCCCGUUUCGGCAGUCGCCUUUCUAGCAGUCGCGGGGGGAGUCUCCGCUGCGCCAACUGCCAGCUGCUCUGCGCACAUAUCUGCUCCGACGGGCGUGACUUUCGCGUCGGGCUUUGAUAUCACAACUAGCUGGGGCAACCUCAGUCCAUACAAGGAUGCACCCGGUUUCAAUGUAUCAAACGGCGUCCCCCGAGGCUGCGAGCUAUCCCAGGUGCACGUCCUGCACCGCCAUGCUCAGCGGUACCCCGUUUCUUCCCUCCUAGAUGGCGGGGGCAUGGAAGCGUUUGCGCAAAAGGUAAAGAACUAUAGCAGACUGCACGCCAGCAAAGUCGGCAAAGGGCCGCUGGCUUUCCUCAAUGAGUGGGAGUACAUGCUCGCCGAAGAUACCUUGCAGGUCACUGGUGCCGCCACGGAGGCGACCUCUGGGGCCAGUAUCUGGUCGAAGUACGGGAGGCUGCUUUAUCGCGCUGGGCCUGGUGUCGCGGCCUGGGAUUCUUCCUUGAAUGUAUAUCCCGACGGGAGUGCAAGACUGAAGCCGAUUUUCAGGACGACGUCGCAGGCUAGGAUCUUGGAAAGUGCUCGAUGGUGGUUGAGCGGUUUCUUUGGCAAUACCGGCGCAAAUAGCUCCUACGCCGAGUACGACCUCGUCAUCAUCCCCGAGGGAGACGGUCUCAACAACACCCUCGCCUCCGACCAUUCCUGUCCAGGCGAUAAAUCAGAAGGCACCCACUCCGCCACGAAAUUCAUCCCCAGAUUCACCAAACACGCUCUAUCCCGUCUAGCCUACUUCCUCCCCAAAGACUUCAACCUCACCCCGUUCGACAUCACCUCCAUGAUGAACCUCUGCCCCUACGAAACAGCCGCCCUGGGCUCCUCCGCAUUCUGCUCCCUCUUCACCGAGCAAGAAUGGCACGACUACGCCUACUCCCUCGACCUCCAAUUCUACGGGAACUACGGGCUCGGCGCCCCCAGCGGCCGCGCCCAGGGGAUAGGCUACGUCCUGGAGCUCGCAUCCAGACUUGCGGGACGCCUUAUUCAAUCCAGCGAUACUAGCAUCAACUCUACCUACGACGACAACGCAGCGCAAUUCCCGCUCCACCAGCCCCUGUACAUGGACAUGUCGCACGACGACGUCAUCGUCGCUGUCCUUGCGGCCCUGGGGCUCGAGUACUUCAAGUAUGGAGAGCUGGGUCUACCAGAUACACUUGAGCAUGCGCCAGAGCGCACAUUCAGACUUAAUGAGAUCGUGCCGUUCGGGGCGCGGUUCGUCUCUGAGGUGUGGACUUGUCCCGAUCAGGAUGAGAUGACAUUCAAAGAGCUAGAUGCGACGCUGUAUAGGAAUCCGGUGGUGGGGUCCUCGGGUGGUACGGACUAUAUCAGGUUUGUGUUGAAUGGGGCGCCGGUGUCGACGCAGGGUUUGGUGGGCUGUGAGCGUGCGGAGAAUGGGUUCUGUGCUCUGAGGGAUUUUCUGGGGGGUGUGGCCAAGUUGAAGGAGGAGGCGAUGUAUCAGGUUGCUUGUUUUGGGAACUAUACGAGUGGGCAUCAGCUAUGUGAAGGACUUCUGUCCCCCUUCCCCCCCACACCAUACUAUCUCUCAUACUACUUCUACACUCAGGCACACUACUACAUCAACACACAAUCGUUAUCAGUCACUCGUUCACCCAACAAGAUGGAGUUCCAGUCUCGCAUCGCCCAAUACUCCUUCGACGAGAUGAUGAUCGAUGAUGCAAGCGCAUCCCUAGACAGCUGCAUGGGCAAGCACCCUUGCGAUCUCAGUGCAACAUUCAAUGAGGCCCUGGACUCCCCCAGCCCGCCAUCCACUGAGGAAAUCUCAGACACAGAAACAGAAGCUGCGACAGAGAUCGUAGAAGAGACAGAGGGCAAAACGGUGCUGCCCUCUCGUCUAGAAGUCACCUUCACCACACCCCUAGACGGCUUUGACCCAAUGCAACGCAGGCUCUCCAGGCUUACACACAGACUUCGCCACAGCGUUCUUUAUUUCUUGUCUCUGUACGGCAUUUCUAUCCAAUACGCCUUGUAUCCCAUUGAGGAAAGCGGGAUUCAGGGCGUACACGAUGCUCUACCGGUUGUGCUCCUGGUUGCGACAGAGCAUGUGCCAGUGUCAAUGUGGAGAAAGGGAGUGAAGCGCGCGUAUGAGCAUCUUGUGGACGUUGGGGGCUUCCCAGCCAUCGAGAUCCCCAUGUUGGGACGAGAGGCUCGAUCCGAAGAUGGAGUGGACAUGCGGAUGAGCCGUGAGUGCAAGGUGUAUCUUACAAAGCUAGUUGCUCGUGAGUUCUGA